Caenorhabditis angaria is the source of this 423-nucleotide messenger RNA. Lineage: Eukaryota; Metazoa; Nematoda; Chromadorea; Rhabditida; Rhabditidae. The record is from the annotation of a GenBank genome assembly.
AUGUUGAAAUUGUUACCAGUAAGUAGAAAAUGAUUUAGUCUCUGGUAAAUGUUAAAAAUAUCACUUUUUUCAGAUGUUUCAACAAAACCAAUUGUAUUUGAUUGCAAAUACAAUAAAGCAAAUAAUUCCUCGAAUGUGGUAUUCAUAUGAUAAUCGAACCAUCAAUGAAUUCAAAAACUCAAACUCAACUUUUUCUUUUAAUCCUGACGCCGAUGGACAUUCAUCUACCAAGUAAGUUAAAGUUCAUUCUGGAACCUCCCAAGUGAGCUCAGGAAAUUAUAAUUACAUUUCAGGAUUGCCGAAAAUUCAUCCACAGAAUUUGGAAACACAACUGUUACUAUGCAGAUGACUGGUCGUGAACACCAAGUGGAAAAUCAAUCGACAAAAAAGGUUAUAAAAGCGAAGUUAAGCAAAACAAUUUGA